Molecule: messenger RNA, 2217 nt
Organism: Closterium sp. NIES-65
Lineage: Eukaryota; Viridiplantae; Streptophyta; Zygnematophyceae; Desmidiales; Closteriaceae
Source: the annotation of a GenBank genome assembly
AUGGCCGACAGCUCGGUCCACUCUCGCCCCAUGGCAGCCCAGGGCGCAGAGGAUGGAGAAGAAGACCUGGAGGACGUUGAAAAUACUGACCAAGACUACGCACAGGAUCGCGAGAACGAUAGCGAGUUUGAGGCGACCGAGGAGGAUUUGUUUCAGGGUGGUCUCUACGAACCAUCCGUCCGGAUUCAAGUCCAGGGGAGUGAAGAAGAGAGUGAAGGGCCGGGAGGCGAUGGAGUGCGCCCACGACCCGGUGCACCCGAAGAACGGUGCGAGGCGAGGCUCUACGGCUUCUCCAUCACACUAACCAAGGACUGGAUCAAGGAUGCUCGGGAUUAUCUCAAAGUCAAGCUGAAGGAUCUGAACGACGAGCAAGUCGCAGGGUGCAGCAUUCGAAAGAUUCGACUUGGAAACCUGUUUGUCCGCAUGACGCGGAGCACAUCACACCUCGACGAGUAUCUAGACGUUUUCAUACUCGUCGUUGUUUCCAGGAAGUCGAAGACCAACCCCAACAACAAGCUGAGUCAUCAGUUUCUUGCAAGGCAUAGGGACUGGCGGCUCUGCGAAAUGGGCCAUGUGUUCCUGUGGCUUUAUUUCAUCUACGACCUCGUUCCUCUGCGCUACGACCCCGGUAUCGUCGAGCCUCUCGACUUUUCUGAACCGAUCUUGUGGACGAAAGCGCACCUCUUCUUUUCUUUGAAGAAGGGCGACCAGGGAAAGCAGAAGCAAGACGAGAUGCACUACAAAACGCAUAACACCUGGAUUAAGUGGGCCAUGACGAAGGCGAGAUGGAUUCUGAGCAAGGUAACACAUGCAUUCCGCAGAUCCGGAGCGCAACAACUCCAUGACGACGGUUGCUCCGACAACGAUAUCGGCAGUCUGGGCGGAUGGGCGCAGGGGGAGUUGCGGAGGUGUUAUGUGUUCGGCAUACCGUUCAAGCCGGUCGAAGAAUGGAACGUUGCGCAGACCGAUCCGCUGAAGAGGCACUAUGCGGGGGCGAGGUUCCUAGACACCCUCGCGAGCAUCGGACGCCUCGUUGUUGCACAGGAUCUGGCUAUGAUGUGGGCGUUCUGCCAUCAGCACGGCGUGAGAAACCCGCGGUGCAAUUGCGAGAGGCAUCCAUAUGUGCAGAUGAGCCCCUUGUGCAACCACCCGCUGUUCCAAAAGUGGGCGUACCUGGUCGCUAUCUCUCACUUCCAGGGCGAGAAGCUUCGGGCAACCGGCCAAACCACCGCCAAAGCAGACGCUAUUUUUCGCACGACCGCAGAAGAGAAGCUGCAUAAGAUGCACCUCACCGCCAAUAUGCUCAGGGAGGAGCUUGGGAUUUUGAGAGGACGUGAAAUGCAGUUGGCGAUGGAGAACGCUGAACUGAGGGAGAAACUCGCCGCUGAGCGAGAGGACAAGGCUCGGGUCAUUGCAGAGUUCGAAGCAUACAAGAGGUCUGUUGCGGCCAAGGAUGACGCGGCAAACACCUCUGCAGAGAUCGACGGAUCGUCGAAGAGCGCGGGAACAGGAGGAAACCAGGCAACGGACGCAUCCAAAGCACCAGUUGCCGUCGAAGAAUUCUUCGUCGUGGUCGUUGUGUCUUGGCGCGAAGCUACCACUGUUGCUGCUGCCUGGAAAGUGUGGGUGCAGCCAAGCCUCAUCAUGGGCGGCCGGUCACUGCGCGAAGUCUUUGCAGAGUUCGACCGGUAUAAGAAGGACAAGAAUUCCAGCUUCAUCACCGCAUAUUCCCGGUUCGCUGUCAAAGGUACGCCCGGGAUGGCUGUGGGUGCAUGCGAGCGAAAGAUGCGUCGCGUGCAUCGUGUCAUGGUUUCCGUGGAGACGCUAAGAAAAGACAGCUCCGAGGCGGCGACCGCAACGGCCAUUAAGCUGCUGGACGAGGUUUUACUCGUGUGCAACUUCACGGAAUUCACCAACGGCGUGGCUGUGCUGCAUGAGACUCCGACCAUCAAGAAACAGAAGACCGGUUCGUCGACGGAAAAGAGGACCGUCAACGACUUGGCGCAACGCAGAGUGGGCUGGCUGUUAGUCAAGAAGGGCCUUCGCGACCAGGAGUGGGCAACUUCGCUGUUUGGUGAUGAUGAGUGGGAGGAGAUCCACAAGGAACACAUGGCGCAGGAGAAGGCGGAAGAGGAGAAACAACGAACCGCUGCGGCGAAGAAGGCGGAACGGGAAAAGGCGAAGGGCGAAGCGUCGAAACGCAAGGAGCAGAAAUGA